AUGGAAGGAGUUGGACCAACUGCAAAAAAGGCUCACAAUUUGAGUAAACCCAUGUUGACAUACGCUUUCACUGUCGUAACAGUGGUUUUAGGGCUGGCCUUUACUCUGUACUCUCUACCAGCCCCAUUUCUGCCCUUCUUUCACGCUGACAGGAAUGUGUCCUCGGUUUGGGACGGAGUUAUUCUUGGCGCUGUGUCAGUCGGGUUCUUCAUAUCUUGUUUCCUUACUGCUCAGCUGAUGGAACAUUUCAAUUACCUGCCGAUUUUGAUGACUGGUUCCGGUGCUCUCGGAAUUCUCUUUAUCGUUAAUAGUUUCUUCGACAGAAUCACGAACAACAUACUCUACAUUGUUCUCUCCUGUUCCUUCCGAGUGGUAGCCGGCAUCGCAAUUGGACUCGUCUCCGUUCCCUCCUUUGGAGUGCUCGCCAAAAUGAUCCCCACCCGAAUUGCUUUUGUUACAGCUACGGCGGAGGCUGCUUUGAACGGGGCACAAGCCUUCGGACCUUUCAUGGGCAGUUUGCUGUAUGACGCUGGAGGUUACAGUCUAGCGUUCUGGGUUCCAGGUGUUAUAGUGGCUUGCAAUGUGCUGUUAGAACUCACCAUACCACAUGUUAACACCCUGCCUGAUCAAACUGACACUAACGACAGUAUAAAGGUGUACAAGGACCCCUGGAUAAUGAUGGCUGCAUGGCACUGUGCUGCUUGUCAGGUUCUACUCUAUUUCCACCUCCCAACACUAGAUCCUUUUGCGGAGCGAGCUCUGGGAGAAACAGUGGUAUGGACUGGACUUGCACUUCUCGUCAACACCAGCACCACUAUUCUAUGCACACCUCCUCUAGCAACAUCUAAAAUGCAGGUUAUGUUGGUCCUGGCUCUGCUGGGAUUCUUUGUACCAAUGGGAUCCACUCCAAUACUGGUUAUCAUGAUUGAUGUUUAUAAGUUGAGGAAUGGAGGGGAGAUCUCCGUCUAA
Messenger RNA from Bolinopsis microptera, 969 nucleotides. RefSeq lists its product as uncharacterized. Gene Ontology annotation, molecular function: transmembrane transporter activity. NCBI's taxonomy places the organism in Eukaryota, Metazoa, Ctenophora, Tentaculata, Lobata, Bolinopsidae. Gene Ontology annotation, biological process: transmembrane transport. Bases 1 to 969 code for a protein of 322 amino acids. The record is from RefSeq and is a predicted model, not a curated record. The transcript has 8 exons.